Messenger RNA from Parastagonospora nodorum SN15, 465 nucleotides. RefSeq lists its product as hypothetical. The record is from RefSeq and is a predicted model, not a curated record. The transcript has 2 exons. Bases 1 to 465 code for a protein of 154 amino acids. Lineage: Eukaryota; Fungi; Ascomycota; Dothideomycetes; Pleosporales; Phaeosphaeriaceae.
AUGACCAGAUCGGCGGAAGGAAUCCGCGAUGCGAAUCACCUGGGGCUAGUACUCCCGCGUGAAUCACGAAGAAUGUCGCAAGAAGGUCGGAUACGUAAAAAGGGAAUUCGGCCACCCUGCAUAAACCGAGCAUGGCAAAGCGGCGUUUCGGCAGCGACGAGUGAUCGCGAUUUGGGUCAGAGCAGGAAGAAAAAGGGCCGGACAGAAGAUGAGGGCGCAGAGUGGGCACCAGGCCAAAGUGGCUACGGUGCCGGAGAUCAAAUCGAUUUCACUGCAGACCCGAUCCUCACAGGCAGUGUGAGAGAGCGUGCGCGUGGAGGCAGGGUCUGGCCAAAGGGUCUGAAGGCUGAAAACAAGCGGCGUGCAGGGGCCCCGUCUGGAUAUAAAGCUUCGGGCGCAAGAGUGACGUCGCCGGUUCGUGCGAGUCUCGAUCGCCUGCUGUUCGUCGAUGCGCUCGCGGAAUAG